Yarrowia lipolytica CLIB122 is the source of this 516-nucleotide messenger RNA. RefSeq lists its product as uncharacterized. Gene Ontology annotation, biological process: protein folding; protein peptidyl-prolyl isomerization. The record is from RefSeq and is a predicted model, not a curated record. Gene Ontology annotation, molecular function: peptidyl-prolyl cis-trans isomerase activity. NCBI's taxonomy places the organism in Eukaryota, Fungi, Ascomycota, Dipodascomycetes, Dipodascales. Gene Ontology annotation, cellular component: intracellular membrane-bounded organelle.
AUGACCAUCACGUUUCUGGACGUGACCUACGAUGGCCAGCGCAUCGGCCGCAUCAAGUUCAAGCUGUACUCGGAAGAUCUGCCCAAAACAUGCGAGAACUUUCGCCAGUUUUGCACCGGAGAAUACAGAAUCGACAAUGUUCCCCAAGGAUACAAGGAGAGCACAUUCCACCGAGUGGUCAAGGGAUUCAUGAUCCAGGGAGGCGACUUUGUGCGUGGCAACGGACUCGGAACAGUGUCCAUCUUUGGAAGUGCCAGCUUCCCCGACGAACGAACCAUCUCUGGCAAAACAUUCCCGCAUAUUGAAGGCGCUCUAUCGAUGGCAAAUUCAGGCAAAGAUACCAACGGUUGCCAGUUUUUCAUCACAACGCGCAAAUGUCCCGAACUGGACGGCUCGCACGUGGUGUUUGGACAUGUGAUUGAGGGCAUGGACGUGGUCAAGUUUGUGGAGAACGUGCCUGUAGUGGAAGAGAAGCCCAAGCGAGACGUUGUCGUUAGUGAGUGUGGAGAGUACUAG